GCUAAAUGAUUCGCUAAAUGAUUCAGUGUUUGGAAGCGUUCGAUUCACCGCACGUGAUGAUCAAAAUGAAACGAGAAAACAAACUUUUAAAGGGAAGGUUACUUUUUAAAAUGUACAGAUUACAAAAUACAUGCAUACAAGUAUUUUGUAACGUAUUUCGUUAGGUUACUUAAUUUUAGUAACACCUAAGCAUUAUAAAGAUGGCGUUUAUUAAAGAGGAGAAUGAAGACAUGAAGAUUGAAGAAGCAUUCAGAGUCAAACAUGAGGAUACUGAGGAACAAACGAAGAUGGCGUUUAUUAAAGAGGAGAGUGAAGACAUGAAGAUUGAAGACACAUUCAGAGUCAAACAUGAAGAUACUGAGGAACAAACCGACCUGAUGGCGAUGAAAGAGGAAAGUCAAGAACUGAAUGAAACGCAAGAGAAAGACCAUCAUGAUUUCACAACUGGAGAAAAAUCGUUUAGUUCCUCACAGACUGAAAAGACCUUACGAAAAAGAGCUAAAAAAACAGAAUCUGUAAGUGACUUCUCCUGCCAGCAGUGUGGAAGGAGUUUCAGAAAUAAAGAAAGCCUAAAAAUCCACAUGAGCAUCCACACUGGAGAGAAGCCAUACACCUGCCCUCAGUGUGGAAAAGGUUUCACUCAAAACGGAAGCUUUAAAAGGCACGUAAGACUUCACAACGGGAAGAAGCCGUACACCUGCAAACUGUGUGGAAAGAGUUUCACAACAGAACUUAACCUAAGGUAUCACUCCAACAGUCACACUGGAGAGAAGCCAUUCACAUGUGAUCAGUGUGGGAAAAGUUUGAGACACAAAACAAACCUUAAACGACACAUGAGGCUUCACUCGAGAGAAAACUGUUUUACGUGUCAUCAGUGUGGAAUGAUUUUUACAGACAGUAAACACCUUGAGAAUCAUGUCACAAGUCACACUGGAGAGAAGACUUUCAUGUGCCAUCAGUGUGGAAAGGAUUUUACACUUAAAGGAAACCUUCAGACUCACCUGAGAAUUCACACUGGAGAGAGACCGUUCACCUGCACUCACUGUGGAAAGAGUUUCACAUCUAAUGGAAACCUUCAGACUCACAUGAGAGUUCACACUGGAGAAAGACCUUUCAUGUGUCUCGAGUGUAAAGAGAGUUUCACGUAUAAAAGAGACCUGAAGCGUCAUUGGAAAACUCGUUGUAGAAGUGCAUUGCAGUGUACUAGGGUUAGGACUUACGACACUAUAUCAGCUGAAGAAUCACGAUACCAAGUAGUAUCGUGAUACACUGCAGUAUUGUGGUAAUAUAAUGACUGUGUCACAGAAUCCUUCAACUGAUCUGUACAAGAUGGCUGAUUCAUUCAGGAAUGAAGCAAACUAUUGUUUUUAUGAAUGGCUCAGUGAAUCAUUCGCCAGUUUGUUUUAAAACACUUGAAAAAGCUAGCGAAUCUGCUUUAACAUUUUUCAGGAAUGCACAGGCAGGUGUGUCACAAUCCAUUGAAUAGAGUUGUAAAGGUAAAAUUUCUCCUUUAAAUGCGAAUUCAUUAACUAAUUCAUUCACUUCAGAGAUUAAGUCUUCAAGAUAGUCAGCUAGUGAUGUACAGUAGAUUUAUAUGUGCCACAAAAUAAACCUAUUGUCAC
Labeo rohita (rohu) is the source of this 1622-nucleotide messenger RNA. Its product is annotated as gastrula zinc finger protein XlCGF8.2DB. The record is from RefSeq and is a predicted model, not a curated record. The coding region runs from base 201 to 1265 and encodes 354 amino acids. The transcript has 3 exons. NCBI's taxonomy places the organism in Eukaryota, Metazoa, Chordata, Actinopteri, Cypriniformes, Cyprinidae.